This is a messenger RNA of Diatraea saccharalis (sugarcane borer), 239 nucleotides long. The record is from the annotation of a GenBank genome assembly. Lineage: Eukaryota; Metazoa; Arthropoda; Insecta; Lepidoptera; Crambidae.
AUGACGAACUCGAGAACGUUUUGUCUACACUCAAAUGUCACUUUUCUCGGGUGCGCCCAUACGAUAUCUCACUCUCGACCCGAGAAACUGACAAAUGAGUAUAGACAAAGCGUUUCUCGAGUUUGUCAUGCUACGCGUGCAGGUGUGAUUUCCGGUCGGGUCAAUGUAGAAAAUGAUCUUUUCUAUAUUGACUCGGGUCUGGGUGUUGUGUUACCUUCGUUGUCUCAGAUACUCCAUAA